AUGGCUGAACCAGAGGACGUUGAGGAGGAUCUCUUCGCUGAUCUGUACGAUGCAGACGAAGCAACCCAUCAAACCGCUCCGACCGGUGGAGGUGCAACCGCACCCAACCCCAUACCCUCCGAGGCGCCUGUUCCAGCCUCUAGUACCUCGGCUAUCCAGUCCGUCGAAGGUUAUGGAAACGAGUCUGAAAACACAUUCGGUGCAUAUCAACCCCCUUCGUACGAAGGAAGCCACCACCACAAUGGCUCGGCGGGUCUCGAUACUGGCUCUUAUAACCAUGCAAGUGUACCAGAACCAGAACCCCAAGGAACUGGCAUUAAGGAAGAUGGGAAAAUGUUCAUUGGCGGUUUAAACUGGGAGACAACAGAUCAAUCAUUGAAGGAGUACUUCUCGCAGUUCGGAGAAGUACAAGAAUGUACUGUUAUGCGCGAUAGUGCUACAGGACGGUCGAGAGGGUUCGGGUUCUUGACAUUCAGAGACCCAAAAACAGUGAACACUGUGAUGGUCAAAGAGCACUACCUAGACGGAAAGAUCAUUGACCCCAAGCGCGCCAUCCCGCGUGAUGAGCAAGAGAAAACUAGCAAGAUUUUUGUUGGAGGCGUCAGUCAAGAGGCUACCGAGCAGGAUUUCAAACAGUUCUUUAUGCAAUUUGGUCGUGUGAUUGAUGCGACUUUGAUGAUCGAUAAGGAUACUGGCCGUCCUCGUGGGUUUGGCUUUGUGACGUUCGAUAGUGAGGCCGCCGUCGAAGCCGCCCUGUCACGUCCCCUGGAUAUCCUUGGUAAGCCCAUUGAAGUGAAAAAGGCUCAGCCGAGGGGCAAUCUACGCGGCGAAGAAGAUCGUGGCCGCCGUGGUAGAGACUUCAGGGACAAUAGCCAGGGUGGAGCCGACGGUUCUCAGCAACAGUCUGGUGGCCAAGGUCAAGCUGGUAUGCCCAAUGGCCUCACUCCACAAAUGAUGGCCCAGUAUUGGCAACGCAUGCAACAGUACUUUGCCCUGAUGCAGCAGCAAAUGGCGGUAGCAGCCGCUCAAGGUCAAAAUAUGGGCGGAAUGGCAAUGGGUGGGAUGAACCCUGCUCUGAUGCAACAGAUGCAGAUGAAGCAGAUGCAGCAAAUGCAGAUGGGCAACAACCAGCAGUCGCCAAGCAUGAGUCCUCCGGCGCAGAGCCCGACUCCUCAGAAUAUGCAGAACAUGAUGAAUCCUGCCAUGAUGCAGCAGAUGCAACAAAUGCAGAACCAGGGUCAGGGAGGCCAGAUGGGUCCUGGAUACAACGCGCAUGAGCAGAUAGCGUUUGAACAGCAAAAGUAUGAACAGCAGCAAGCUCGACGGGCAAUGGAGAAUCGAGGUUUCUCUCCGUAUCAACAGGGAGGCCCAACGUCGUGGGAAGGCAUGUACGACGAAGUACCUCAGCCGAACAUCCCCACAGGACCUCAAGCCAUGAACAGAUCUGGUAGCGUGGGACGUGGUCAGACACCCCAGCCACAAGGCGCCGCCCCUGCAAACGCCCCAACAGGGCCCAAGAACGCCGGGAAGCCUGGCGCAAACUACCGUGGAGGAGGGCGUGGAGGCCACCGCGGCUUUCAUCCAUAUGCGCGCGGCUAG
This is a messenger RNA of Aspergillus calidoustus, 1599 nucleotides long. The record is from the annotation of a GenBank genome assembly. Lineage: Eukaryota; Fungi; Ascomycota; Eurotiomycetes; Eurotiales; Aspergillaceae.